AUGACCAGCAUGGUUCAGACUGACCUAAGUGUUCCUUCGACCGGCCCAAAGUACAAGGAAGAUCCUGACGGCGAUUCUCUCCCCCGUCCUACUCCCGCACAUCCCCACCACAGUCUCCAACAUUCGAGGUCGACUGCUGUCCUCCAGCAGCUGAAGCAGCGGCCUCCCUCUCCUCGUCAAUCGCCGUCCUCUGUCCCUUCAGUUACAUAUGCUACUUCCCACGGACUGGGAACCACCAUCCUGCAGCAUCAACAGCAACAGCAGCAGCAGCAGCAGCAACAGCAACAACCGUAUGCGCAGCGCUCGCAGGAACCUCCAUAUUACCCACCCCAUCCGAGUCCUUAUACUCCAGCUGGGAGCCAGGGGCAAUAUCCUUCGAGUGGACCAUCGAGUCUCAUGGCGGCCACAGCCCACAUGCAGAGACAGUAUCCUCCCAUGUACCACACGUCUCAGUCAAACGCCCCAGCACCGGUAGCUGCGCCCACCCAAGACCAACAUUCCAGGAAUAUAUAUGCACCCUCUCCGAAUAUGGCACCUCACAUCUACGGCUAUGCAUCCUACUCGCCCAUGAACUCGGUGCAGCCAUCGCAAUACACGCAGCAUGCACCACCCCAGCAGCACCAUCUUACCUCGUCGCCGAUGAUCGUACCGCAUCAGACAACUGCAACGCCAGUGCCCCAUCACCCGUCGCCGUCGCAGGCUGUAAACGGCAGUCCCAAUCUGAAAUUAGACGCGGCAACGCCGCAGCCAGCACCACAGCCAGCGGUGUUUAACCCCGCGCAUCCUGCAAGCACGGGUCCUCAGGGGACGGUAAAUAACGUUCACCAGAGCACCCCCGUCGGGACAAGUUCGAGCGCGGCCCCAGGACCGAUCCCAGCCACAACACCCCUGGUUGUCAGACAAGACAGUAAUGGGGUGCAGUGGAUUGCUUUCGAGUAUUCCCGGGACCGCAUAAAGAUGGAGUACACGAUCCGCUGCGACGUUGAAUCCGUGAACGUGGACAAACUCAGCCAGGACUUCAAGAACGAAAACUGCGUCUAUCCCCGAGCCUGUUGCAGCAAGGAUCAAUACAGGGGCAACCGACUGGUGUACGAAACCGAAUGCAAUGCCGUCGGUUGGGCGUUGGCUGAGCUCAACCCUACGCUGAGGGGGAAGCGAGGUCUGAUCCAACGAGCCGUGGACAGCUGGAGAAAUAGCAAUCAGGAUCCUCGACUCCGGAGCAGGCGAGUGCGUAGGAUGGCCAAGUUGAAUAGGCGACAGGCCCAGAACCCUCCCCAGGUGGCUUCUGCUACCGCCGCCGCCGUUGCUGCCCCGAUUCCCUCUGGGAUUUCAGCACCAAGCCUGGCAGCGUCUGGCCCGCGUUCUGGUGUCGCUCCUUUGCCCUUGGGCCAUUCGAUACACCACCACCAUCCCCCUGAAGGAAAUCCCGGCAAUGAGGAAGUUAGCGGGAGCGUCGAGUAUGUGAACAGUGCACAUCUCCCAUCGAUCGCAAGCGGCCACCUACCACAACCCACACAACCUGCAGAUAUCCGCACCGCACAGGUCUUUCAUGGCUACCCAUCAUUUCCGCCAGUUGCAAGUGUAUCUUCCGGGCCGUCCAUGCCUCCUCCGCUUCGGGACAGCGGCGUCGCCCCUAUCAGCCGUCACCCGACGGUUGCAACUUCCACGAAGCCGGACGAAGAGGAAGAGGAUGGCGAUGAACGUAACCCCGACAAAGACGCAUUAUUCGGAGACCUUCCCGAUGGCAAACGCCGAAAGUUUAUUCUGGUGGACGACACGCAGCGUGGAAACCGCGUUCGUGUUAGGGUUACCCUUGAUCAGGUGGAUAUGAAUGAGAUCCCAGAUUCCUACCGCAUGGCGAAUUCAGUGUAUCCCCGGACAUACUUUCCCGUGCAGAUGAAGGAGUCUCCGGGCCGGGUGGUACCGGGGAAGAGAUACUUCAAGAAUGACACUGAGAUUGAGGACAGUAACGGUACGCAUACGGGCAGCGAUGACGAGAGCAUCGCGACAGUUGGGCGGACAUUUGUCCCCGCUCCGUCGGUAGACGGCGAGAGCGACAUUGCCGUGCCAAAGUUAUCCAGAAAUAAGAGGAAGAAGGACAUCCUACUGAAUGACCUGGGCUACAGAAUGAGUUGGAGCCAGAGCCGGGUCUUUGCGGGGAGGAUGCUAUUUCUGCAGCGAUCCCUCGAUGCCUACCGCAACAAAAUGCGUAGCACGGCGUUAGCCGCCGGCCACGACCCUUCGUCUAUCCCCCAGCAUUUCGAAACGCGCAUUGGAAAGCGGCGGUGGCUCGAACGACGCGGGCGAAGCAACAAUGGGAUUCAUGUCCCGGGUGCGAGUACUGCCAGCAGCGUGAGCACCUUGUCUGCUUCCAAGCGCAGUGCGGAGGAGGUUGAAGGAUAA
Monascus purpureus is the source of this 2403-nucleotide messenger RNA. The record is from the annotation of a GenBank genome assembly. Lineage: Eukaryota; Fungi; Ascomycota; Eurotiomycetes; Eurotiales; Aspergillaceae.